Messenger RNA from Pelobates fuscus (common spadefoot toad), 1934 nucleotides. RefSeq names its product platelet derived growth factor subunit B (gene PDGFB). Bases 334 to 1062 code for a protein of 242 amino acids. Gene Ontology annotation, cellular component: membrane. NCBI's taxonomy places the organism in Eukaryota, Metazoa, Chordata, Amphibia, Anura, Pelobatidae. The record is from RefSeq and is a predicted model, not a curated record. Gene Ontology annotation, molecular function: growth factor activity; platelet-derived growth factor receptor binding. Gene Ontology annotation, biological process: positive regulation of cell population proliferation; positive regulation of cell migration; positive regulation of ERK1 and ERK2 cascade. The transcript has 7 exons.
GUCAGCUAUCAGCAUCAGUUCUGCAGGGAAUCCAGAACGUUCGGUGAAGAAUCCUGUUGACAUUUUAUUUGAACCAUUGGAAUAUCACUAUUAAUGCUGAAGGAUACAAUUCUAAUCCUUUUUAUUGAAUAAAACAUCUGGCACUUGAUAUUGUUUUAUAUCAACUCUGCAUCCACUUUAGACUCUGGAAUAAGGAGCACUGCGGGGUUUAUUUUUUGUUGGGGGGGAGGAGAACCCCUUAACUGGAGGGGUGUCUGUCUGCCCCCCGUAUUCCCAUACACUGCAGACCUGACAGCCACUCUAUGUUCUACAAACUAUUGGGAGCUCUACAGGAUGAAUUUCGAGGGUCUGCUGCUGGUGUUUCUGUGGUUCCUUCACGUAGUCUGUGCUGAGGGGGACCCCAUUCCAGAGGAAAUGUAUGAAAAGUUUGCAAGGGCAUCCGUCAAGUCUAUAUCGGAUAUACAACGGCUUCUGCAGAUAGAUUCCGUAGAUGUUGAGGAAGAUAUGAACCACAAUUCUAGGAAUGAAACACAAAGUUUGCCUAGGGCUAAUUCCAGCCACUCCCGGGUCAUCCGCAGCUUAGAUGUUCAGAUGGCCCAGAUGGCAGAAUGCAAAACAAGGACUGCAGUGUUCGAAAUCUCCCGCCAACUUGUGGAUCCAACAAAUGCAAAUUUUCUAAUAAAUCCUUCCUGCAUAGAGGUUCAGAGGUGUUCUGGGUGCUGCAUGUCAUCUAAUUAUAAAUGUAUUCCAGUGCGUGUCCACGUCCGAAAUGUGCAGAUAAUGAAAAUUACACCGGGUCGUCCCAAGAAUAAAGUAGAACUGGUUGUGAUUUCUGUAGAAGACCAUGUGGAAUGUAAACCAGGACCUAUUAAUUCUGCUGCACCAAGAAGCCACCACAUCCACCAGGAGGCUAAAGGGGUAGCAGGUACACCUCAAACAACUGUGCGUCCUGCUACGGUCUCUCGAAAAGAAGACUCUCCACUCCGAGCAUCAAAGAGGAAAAAUAGAAAGUUCAAACAUCUGCCCAGCAAGAAAGAGCAAAUGCAACUAUUGGUUACGUAGUAAACAUAGUAAUGGCUCUUAUCUGUAUCGUUCAACAGGCUCCAAUGGAAAUGAAACACAUUUGGCCCCUAUGGGGUCAUCCUAACGUCAUUUCUGACUGUCUGCUUCAAACACCUAUCCUGGAGCUGGUGCUUUAUGAUGGACUGACCAAGAAUAAUGCCUUCAUGCGCUUUGUUGCUCCAUCCAGGUGCCCUUCAGGCAAUGAGGAGACAGAAUAUGAAUGCACAUGGCUGCAAAAAAAUGCCAACAACCACUAGAUGCCAAAUCCUAUGCAAAUUUAAGUGACUUAAAAAUGACCCAAAAAGAAGGGACACACCUUUUUUGGACUCACUGGAUGUAUAUUGCUACUUUAUUUAAUUGCCUUUAUUUUGUAUUUUUAUAAAUAUAUAUAAAUAUAUACAUAUUUUUGUAAAAAGUUGUUUCCUUUGCUGAACUUGCACGAGGCAGGACAGAGUCUGGAAAAGAGAAUGGAACUGACUCCUAGUGGAUUCGUCUGCAUGAACCCUGUAGAUUUUCUAUACCCCCCCAGGUCUAGUCUGGCAAGCGAGAGGUUAAUGGCUUGUAUUCUAAGCUAUUAUUUCAGCCCUGAGAUCUGUAAGGUGCUCUCAGAAUGUAUGAUGGCAGAUCACUGGUCAAUAAAUGUAGCUUCAAAUCAUCCUGUAUCCCUUUCCCCUCCACACCACCUUCUUUCUUGUCUGCUAAUUUGCUUCUUUUUCAGUGUCAUUUUCCUCAGCUUUUCUUUUGUUAAUUCCUUUCUCUUUGCACACAGCUCUGACUGUCAACAAAACUCAAAAAUAGUGGUUUAUAAUGUAAAGUAAUUUAUAUUCAGUAUUUAAUUUCUACAACCAACAAGACUUUCUUUAAUUUGUAUU